This is a messenger RNA of Dendroctonus ponderosae (mountain pine beetle), 1581 nucleotides long. It is a transcript of the gene Gnbp2, whose product is annotated as beta-1,3-glucan-binding protein. The coding region runs from base 190 to 1530 and encodes 446 amino acids. The transcript has 8 exons. Gene Ontology annotation, molecular function: carbohydrate binding; hydrolase activity, hydrolyzing O-glycosyl compounds. The record is from RefSeq and is a predicted model, not a curated record. Gene Ontology annotation, biological process: carbohydrate metabolic process. NCBI's taxonomy places the organism in Eukaryota, Metazoa, Arthropoda, Insecta, Coleoptera, Curculionidae.
GUUCAAUUCUACUAGAGUUCAGUAACAAGUCGCGUAUCAACAGCCGCGGGUCAAAAGACAAAAGCGAUAAUAUUUAUAGUUGCAAUCGACAAUCCGUCCUUGACCAAUGCUUAAACGAAACGAAGAUGAUGAAUAUCGACUUGUUCUUCAAACUGCAUAAGUAAGCGAAAUUUAGAUUGCAGUGCUUCAAUGGACGGGCAAACUUUACAAGAAAUAUUAAUAAUUUGUGUAUGCUUUCCAUUAUAUUGUUACGGGCAGUACCAAGUCCCUACCCCAACAUUUGAAGCGUUUAAGCCCAAAGGAUUUCGUGUUUCCAUACCUGAUGACGAAAAAGUGGAACUAUUCGCUUUUCAUGGAAAAAUCAACAAGCCCAUUAUUCAGAUUGAACCAGGAGACUUUAGUCAAGAUGUUCUAAAAGCAGUCAAUGGCAGAUUUACUUACACCGAUCCCAACAUAAAGCUCAAAGAAAAUGAUGUAAUAAAUUACUGGAUAUUCGUGCAACAUGAUCAGUUAGGAUUUCGCAUCGAUGAACAGUCUUGGACGGUUGAUGAGUUACGCCCUAUCGAAGAAUUGAACGAGGUUUCGAGAUGCAUAAAUCCCCGUAUAACAACAGAAGAACCCAAUAAAUUGUGCCCAGGAGAUGAAAUAAUACAUGACACAUUUUCAGGAAAAGCUAUAGAUUUAAACACUUGGAAAGUGGAACAGUAUAUUCCGGAGGAACUGGAUUUUCCUUUAAAUAUCUACAAAAACAGCCCUGAGAUCGUUGAAAUAGUUGACGAUACUCUACAAAUCCGGACUCAAUUGGCGCAGAACUUUUCUCAAAAUAUCAACUUGAAUCCAGGGUGUACGCGAACAGACAAUAUGUUUUGUGCUAAGUCUAAUCGUCAUCAAACAGUUAUGUGGAAUCAACCAACAGUCUCAGGAAAGCUGACUUCUAAGAGAACGUUCUCUGCCUUCGUCAAUAUAACCAUUAGAGCUAAGCUGCCUAAGGGAGACUAUGUAUAUCCAGAAAUUUACCUGCAAGAUGUGGCAAACCCGGAGAGCUUAAUAUUAAUCGCAUUUACUAGAGGAAAUGAGAACUAUGAAAAAAAUGGUAUCGAUAUUGGUGGCAAACAACUUUAUGGGGGCCCAUACAAUAUAUCAAUAAAAGAUGCUAAAAACCCUCACAAUUAUUUGGCAAUUUAUAAAAACGCAGAGCACAUUGGAAAUAAAUGGCAUACAUUUCGCGCAAAUUUAGGGCCUGACGGACUUAAUUUUUAUAUUGACGAUCAACUGUAUGGUCGGUUUAGCUCUGUAAGCUCACCUUAUGCUGAUUUUAAGCAAAUCGAAAUGGUGCGCCUUGUUCUUGGAAUAGCCGUUGGAGGACAUUCCCUAUUUCCUGAUGGCUACACAUCAUCAGGAAAGGAAAAACCAUAUAAAAACUUAGACAGGUACUCAGUAAGAGAUUUUCUAUCCAAAUCUAGUUGGUUGGAAACUUGGAGCAGUGACACCGGAUUACAGGUUGAUUAUGUUACAGUUACCGCUUUAUAGUGUUCAAAUGGGAGUUUUUUACUUGAAAUAAUAAAUAAGUACCACAAAUUA